Molecule: messenger RNA, 2040 nt
Organism: Episyrphus balteatus (marmalade hoverfly)
Lineage: Eukaryota; Metazoa; Arthropoda; Insecta; Diptera; Syrphidae
Gene: HisRS
Product: histidine--tRNA ligase, cytoplasmic
Exons: 7
Coding region: 194-1828 (544 amino acids)
Biological process (GO): histidyl-tRNA aminoacylation; mitochondrial translation
Cellular component (GO): cytoplasm; mitochondrion
Molecular function (GO): histidine-tRNA ligase activity; ATP binding
Source: RefSeq, a predicted model, not a curated record
CAUUUCUGUGUUCUGACUCCAUCUAAAAGAAUUUUUAAAAUAGAAUGAGUGAAAAUCGCGAACAACUAUUGGAAUCAAUAAAGUGUCAAGGAGAAGUGGUCAGGAAAUUAAAAGCUGCCAAGGAACCCAAGGAGAGGGUUUAAUAUCGAGAGUCUGGGCAAAUUCCAGUUUAUUAUAGUUAUAAGUUGUAAAAAUGUUGCGUCACUUUAGCUGCCGCCAUCAUAAUUAUUCGCGGCUAAUUCAGACAAUUUUUCAAAAUCACCAACAAGUCAAUUGUUUGCAUAAUUCAGUAAAUUUAUUUAAAAUUCAAACUAGUCAAACAAUACAAAAGAACAACAACAACAAUAAUAAUGAUACUGAUGAUGAAUCCAUUGUACAGCAAAAAAUAUCAAAGAUCGAUGCUGAAGUGUCGAAAUUACUGGCGCUCAAAGCGCAACUAUCAGAAGAAAAUGGAACACCGCAAAAGUUCACCUUAAAAACACCGAAAGGCACACGGGACUAUAGUCCCGAGCAGAUGGCCUUAAGACAAGGCGUCCUUGAUAAAAUCAUUGCCGUCUUUAAGAAACAUGGUGCUGAGUCUAUUGAUACUCCUGUUUUUGAACUGAAAGAAGUACUUACAGGGAAAUAUGGUGAAGACUCCAAACUUAUUUACGAUCUUAAAGAUCAAGGUGGAGAAAUUCUUUCGUUGCGGUAUGAUUUAACAGUUCCUUUGGCUAGAUAUUUGGCUAUGAGCAAAAUAUCAAGUAUUAAGAGAUAUCACAUUGCAAAAGUAUAUAGACGUGAUAAUCCUUCGAUUGCUCGUGGGCGUUAUCGUGAAUUUUAUCAAUGUGAUUUUGAUAUUGCUGGAACAUAUGACCCCAUGUUACCAGAUGCUGAAUGUGUUAAAAUUGUUGUCGAGGUGCUAGAAGGCUUAGAUAUUGGUGACUUUGUUGUCAAACUAAAUCAUAGGCAACUACUCGAUGGAAUGUUUGAAGCAUGCGGUGUUCCCAAUGAUAAAUUUAGAGCAAUUUGCUCAACAGUGGAUAAGUUGGAUAAGAGCCCCUGGACAGAAGUUCGAAGAGAAAUGAUCGAGGAAAAAGGUCUUGACGAAGCAGCUGCCGAUAAAAUUGGAGAAUACGUACAAUUGAGCGGGGGUGUUGAACUGGUUGAUAAACUACUUGAAGACGAAAAACUGAAAUCCAUCAAAUCCGCUGUUAGUGGCUUGGAAGGAAUGAAAUUGCUUCUAAAGUACUGCAACGCCAUGGGAUUGAGUAAUAGAAUAUGCUUCGAUCUAAGUUUGGCACGUGGACUCGAUUAUUACACAGGAGUUAUCUAUGAAUGCGUGCUCAAAGCAGAACCAAAGAUAGCACAAAACGGAGAAGAGGCUGGAACAGUUGGUUCAAUUGCUGGUGGUGGGCGUUAUGACGGCUUGGUUGGCAUGUUCGAUCCAAAAAGCAAACAAGUCCCUUGUGUGGGUGUAUCGAUUGGUGUAGAGCGAAUAUUUUCUGUACUGGAAGCUAAAAAUGCUGCCAGUGGUAUUAAGACACGCACAACCGAAAUAGAAGCUUAUGUAGCAUCCGCUCAUAAAGGUCUUCAUGAAAAGAGAUUACAAAUUCUAAACCAGCUAUGGGAUCAAGGAGUAAAAGCCGAACACUCUUACAAACUUAAUCCAAAACUCUUAGCGCAAUUGCAAUACUGUGAAGAAAAUGGCAUUCCCUUGGCAGUUGUUUUUGGUGACUCCGAGCUGGGAAAAGGAAUUGUCAAAAUUCGAGAGAUAACAACAAGGAGGGAAGAAGAAGUUAAAAUCGAAGACUUAGCUGAUGAGAUCAAAAAACGUUUACGAACAUAAAUACAUAAUCUAUAAUUUAUAAGCAUUCUAUGAUAAAAUGUAUUUAUUUAUUUAUAAUACGUAAAGAACUCUCUGCCAGGGCAUUUACUUAUCCGUGCUGUAGCUAUUCUCCCAUUAAAUUACCUGCAAAACAAAACAAACCAAACAUAAUAAAUCACAAAAUAAUGAUAAAAAAAAUCAGCGAGAAAGCCAAAAAACAAAGUUGUUUUAUU